AUGUUUGGCGAAUACAUCAACAACACCGAGGACCCGAAAAAGUAUGAGCUGUGGGUUCCAAAGAUUAAAGCUUAUCGGGAGCGUUUGCAGGAGGGCGUGAAGCCGGAGUACAGUUUGCCGGACUACUCUUUGCCCAGUGAAGAGGAAUUGGAGAGGGGCAUUGACGCCAGGGCGUUGGCUGCAAAAUGCCUUACGGGUGAGGAAAUCGAGAUCACCUCUUCUUCAGCCACAGACUUGGUUCAGCGUAUGGCCACGGGCCAAUUGACCGCUGUAGAGGUUCUAAAGGCGUUUGCCAAAACGGCAACCGUGGCCCACCAAUUGACCAAUUGCGCCAUGGAGCUUUUCAUCGAUGAAGGCAUGAAAAGAGCCGAGGAGCUUGACGCCUAUUUUGCCGAGCACGGCGAGACCGUGGGACCUUUGCACGGGUUGCCUGUUUCCAUGAAAGAGCACUAUGCGUUCAAAGGCAAGAUUGCCCAUGCGGGAUACGUGGGCAAGUUGGAUCACGUUAGUGACAAGGACCUGGCUAUAGUGAGAGACUUGUACAACCUGGGAGCUGUUUUUUACGUCCGAACCACGGAACCGCAAAUGUUGAUGCACCUUUGUUCCAACAACAACAUCACUGGAAAGUGCAGAAACCCAUGCAACACGCUGUUGACCCCUGGAGGUUCUUCGUCUGGUGAGGGUGCGAUUGCAGCCAUGAACGGCAGUGCUUUUGGCAUUGGUUCCGAUAUUGGCGGUUCUAUUCGAGGUCCUGCUGCUUUCUGUGGAGUUUGGGGUUUGCGUCCCACAACGAAACGUAUUUCGUUGGCUGGUGUGGCUAACCCAUACGAUGACCAGUCUCCAGACGUUGUGUACCCUACUUUAGGACCAAUUGGCAGAAAUGCCGACGACCUUUCCUUGUGCAUGAAGGCAAUCAUUGACCAGAAUCCAUGGGAAAAAGACCCCUUGGUUUUGCCCAUUCCUUGGAAAAAUGUGCCUGAGCCCGAACCUAAAAAGCUCAAGAUCGCCGUUUGCUACGACGACGGGUUCGUCAGACCCACCCCGCCAGUGCUUAGAGCCCUCAAAACAGCCAAGGCCAAGUUUGAGGCAGCCGGCGUUGAGGUGGUUGAGUGGAAACCAUUGGACGUUCAGAAACUCGUCCACACCUGCUACGUUUCCUACAACUUUGACCAGAACUACGGCCAGAAAGCACGUCUUGCUCUUUCGGGCGAGCCUGUGGUGCAUUUGAGUCAAAAACAUCUCAGUUUUGGUCUUGGUGACGGUCCUGUUUCCGGGCUUGAGGUCCAGAGACUCGUGAACAUUAGAGACAAGUACAGAUGCAUCUACAUGGACAAGAUGAACGAGAUGGGCAUCGACUACAUUCUUACUCCGGCUUACGUUUCCGUGGCUGCCAAACCUGAAACUAUCACUUACUGGGGCUACACUUGUUUGUGGAACAUUUUGGAUUUCCCCAAUGUGUCUUUUCCUUCAGGCCUCAGCGUUCUGCUGGAAGACAGGGUCGACAAGUCGUUCAAGCCAAGAAACGAAGUCGAGGAGUACGAAUAUAGUCUUUACACUGGUCCUGACGACUUUGUCAAUGCUCCAAUUGGCUUGCAGUUGACUGGAAGACGCUAUGCCGAUGAAAGCGUCAUCCAGGCUGCCAAGGUGUUGGCUGAAGUGAUGCAAGACGAGCUGACGUUGACGCAACGUGCCGUGCUAUGA
Molecule: messenger RNA, 1701 nt
Organism: Candidozyma duobushaemuli
Lineage: Eukaryota; Fungi; Ascomycota; Pichiomycetes; Serinales; Metschnikowiaceae
Exons: 1
Coding region: 1-1701 (566 amino acids)
Source: RefSeq, a predicted model, not a curated record